Messenger RNA from Cladophialophora immunda, 1229 nucleotides. RefSeq names its product triosephosphate isomerase. Gene Ontology annotation, molecular function: triose-phosphate isomerase activity. The coding region runs from base 237 to 986 and encodes 249 amino acids. The transcript has 5 exons. NCBI's taxonomy places the organism in Eukaryota, Fungi, Ascomycota, Eurotiomycetes, Chaetothyriales, Herpotrichiellaceae. Gene Ontology annotation, cellular component: cytosol. Gene Ontology annotation, biological process: gluconeogenesis; glycolytic process; glycerol catabolic process. The record is from RefSeq and is a predicted model, not a curated record.
GGAGACACAAAGCGACAUAAAGCAUUUCUCCCGCUCUCUUAUCCCGAUAUUCAUACCUAGCUUUCGCUCCCCGAGAUACUCGUAUUUCCUGGAUACUCAUUCUUCUGUGCCUUUACACUCUUGAGGCUGUGUUUCCUCAUCUUAUUCUCCCUCCGAUCCUAACUUCGCGACAGCAUAUCCCAUCCCCAGUCUGGGUUCUAUUUUCGCUCUCUUGGGUCGUCUGCUAUUCUUUCAAGAUGGGUCGAAAACCAUUCGUAGGAGGCAACUUUAAAAUGAAUGGGACGAUUAAGUCCAUCAAAGAGAUUGUCCACAACUUGUCCACAUCCAAGCUCGACCCGAACACUGAAGUCGUCGUCGCACCUCCGAGUUUGUACCUCCUACUUGCCCGCGAACACCUCUCCCCCAACAUUGAAGUCGCGGCUCAAAAUGUCUUUGACAAGCCCAACGGGGCUUUCACCGGUGAAAUUUCAGUUGCGCAAUUGAAGGACAGCGGCAUUACAUGGACAUUGCUGGGUCACUCGGAGCGCCGAACCAUCCUCCGAGAAGAAGACGAGUUCGUGGCGUGCAAGACCAAAGCCGCACUUGAUGGCGGCAUCGGCGUCAUUCUGUGCUGUGGUGAGAGUCUCGAGGAGCGGGAGAAGGGUAUCACGGUCGACGUUGUCACAAGACAGUUGGGGGCAGUGAACAAGUCCAUUGGCAAGGACGGCUGGAAGAACGUUGUAAUUGCAUACGAGCCAAUCUGGGCUAUCGGAACAGGCAAGGUUGCAACGACUGAGCAAGCACAGGAAGUUCAUGCGGCCAUCAGAAAAUGGUUGAGCGAAUCCGUCUCGCCCGAAGCGGCAGAAAAUACCAGAAUCAUCUAUGGUGGAAGCGUCAACGAGAAGAACUGCAGAGAUUUGGCCAAACAGCCCGAUGUGGAUGGAUUCUUGGUCGGCGGUGCGAGCUUGAAGCCUGCCUUCGUCGAGAUCAUCAACGCCUUCAGUUAGAUUCGUGGCUGACAAGGAGGAAGGGAGUCCGCUCCUCAUCUGCGCGCGCUCAAGUGUUUUCAAGUGACGAGUGCAAUGGUCUGGUCGACAAGCGAAAGCCCUAAGAUCAAAACAUUCAUUAGCAUGCGAAGAGCUGCAGCAGAAAAACUAGGAAAUUACAUACACAAUUCCAUCGUCUAGGUCCUCCGUUGUACAGUAGUCCAUGUCCGCUUCGAUAAUAUACCCCAGCAAGGCUGAGAACGG